AUGCACUUCAAAAGGGAGCAUCACACCCUCUUCAGAAUGUCAAAUCCAGAGUUCCUUCUCACCAAAGUUGACAAAGAGAGCGGUUUCGAGAUUGUGAAGAGACCCGUGUUGGAGUUUCAAAGUGAGAGCAUUGAAACCCUUUCUAGCACCUCACAAAGCACAAAAGAUAGCAAUCAAGAGAAAGAAGAAAAUCAACAGAUCGGUAGAGUAACAGUUCACAAACAAGAUGAUUCAGCAUCAAGUACUACUCCGUCAUCAGAAGAAAAAGUUGAAGAUGAGGAAGAAGAUGGUUUCAAAACUCCCACUUCUUUGGACCACAAGAUUUUGGUGCCCUCUCAGUGCCCACCUGCACCAAGAAAAAUCAAAUCAUCUCUGAAAAGAAAAGCUUCUUGUUACAACCACUGCAACUGCAGACACCCACUUGAUCUGUCAAAAGAGGUGUUUGAAUUAUUGUUCCCAACACAACAUAUUAGUCCACUUUCUGGCUCACAGCAAAGCACCAAGAGAGUUCGAAGACAGGAUCAUAAUUGA
This is a messenger RNA of Sphenostylis stenocarpa, 531 nucleotides long. Lineage: Eukaryota; Viridiplantae; Streptophyta; Magnoliopsida; Fabales; Fabaceae. The record is from the annotation of a GenBank genome assembly.